Messenger RNA from Ruditapes philippinarum (Manila clam), 6057 nucleotides. Its product is annotated as PAX3- and PAX7-binding protein 1-like. Gene Ontology annotation, biological process: spliceosomal complex disassembly; transmembrane transport; mRNA splicing, via spliceosome. The coding region runs from base 1 to 4038 and encodes 1345 amino acids. NCBI's taxonomy places the organism in Eukaryota, Metazoa, Mollusca, Bivalvia, Venerida, Veneridae. Gene Ontology annotation, molecular function: transmembrane transporter activity; DNA binding. Gene Ontology annotation, cellular component: U2-type post-mRNA release spliceosomal complex; nucleus. The record is from RefSeq and is a predicted model, not a curated record. The transcript is spliced from 24 exons.
AUGGUACGUGCUUCUUCAGAUUCAGACUCUGAUGAUAAGAAAAGCAAGAUAGAAGCACCAGAUGGAGGAUGGGGAUGGGCCGUUGUCGCAGGUGCAACAAUAUUGAACUUUCUGAUAGGAGGCGCUGUGAACACCUUCGGUGUGCUUUAUGUGGCACUACUAGCCAGGUACGACCAAGGUGCAGGAACAACGGCAUGGGUCGGAUCAAUGGCUAAUGCCAUGGGACUAUUGCUAGGUCCAUUAUCAAGUGCUCUCAGUAACCGGUUUUCCUGCCGGAAGAUGGUGAUUCUCGGUGGUAUAUUGACGUCACUAGGUUGGGUCAGCACCGGUUUUAUGCCAAGAAUAGAAUAUAUGUUUAUUUCCUAUGGUCUUCUAGCAGGUAUAGGAAAGUCAUUUUCAUUUACACCAAGUAUAUUAAUAGUCGGUCAGUGGUUCAAUAAAAGACGUUCACUUGCUAAUGGAAUUUCGGUGGCUGGAGCUGGAUUUGGAACAUUCGCAUUUGCGCCUCUCUUGGAAACUCUUCUCUCGAAAUAUGGAUUUACAUAUACAAUGGUGAUAAUGGGCGGAGUUAUGUUGGCAAUGAGUGUCUGCGGAGUGUUAUUCCGUCCUGUUCCUACAAUAGAUGGUGCAAAAUCAAGUCAAGAUUCUACAACUGAGUGCGGAGUCAUGGAUGAGCAAACCUGCGUAAAUACUAUUUCUCAUCCAGACGUGAUUCCGGCCAAUAAAGGUUCUAAAGACGAUACUGUUAAAAAGAGAGAAGAAUUUAAAACACUAAAGGACUAUUUAGAUUACACACUGAUGAAAAAUCCUAAAUUUUUAUUUUUUGGACUAUCGCUAAUGUUAGCUACAUUGGGACAUUCCCCGGCGACCGUCAUGUUACCUCCGCUUGCUCUACAACAUGACGUCACGGCUGAGAAAUCAGCGUUCCUGCUCUCAAUUACGGGUAUAGCUGAUAUCAUUGGAAGACUUUGCUUCGGUGCUGUCUGUGAUAUCAGAGCCCUCCAAGAGAACAGAAAGUAUCUGUACGUAGCUUCGAUUUUCAUAAGCGGAAUUGCAAAUAUAACUUGUGGCUUUGCAAGCAAGUAUUGGCAAUUUGCAACAUAUUCUGUGAUAUUUGGAUUGUUUGCCGGCUCAUACAAUGCUCUCACACCUGUGAUAUUGGUUGAUCUUCUAGGUGUUGACAAGCUAUCCAGUUCAUUUGGAUUGUCUCUGUUAUUCCAAGGUGCAGGAUUUCUUCUAGGACCACCAAUCGCAGGUUGGAUGAGGGAUGGGUUCGGAACAUACCAAACUGCUUUCUUUUUUGCCGGUGUUUCUAUGGUAAUAAGCUCCUUAGUCAUCAACCUAUCAUCGCUGUGUGGAAAGAAAAUACAACUUCAAACAUCCGAAGAAGGGAACAGUGAUGCUAAAACAAAUGAUAUUGUUAUAUUAAAUGAUGAAAUACCAAGGACCACAGCUAUAUCUGUUACAAUUUGCUCAGGCAAUGUCUUCACUGGUCAUGCGAUUCCCUCCGAGUCUGGUGCACAUUUAAAUUUGACAUUUGUCGAGGACGAUGCAGAGUGUUCUACAACUAAAAACAGGGGAAGCUAUUCACUGUUGUAUGCACGGGUGGCGCCAUCUUUGCGAGAGACGGAAUCGGCAACCAUGUUCAAGAAACCUAAAAGAAAUUUCCGUUUAAGACCAGUUAAAUUUGAAUCUGAUGAUGAAAAUGAAGAAGAAAUGGAGACAGAGGAAACGGCUCCUCGCAUCCAAAUUAAACAGGAACCAAACGUAAAUAAACCUGUCAAAGAAAAGAAGAAAAAAGAGAAGUCGAAAUCCGUUCUCAGUUUUGAUCACGACGAGGGUGACACAACUUUUCAAGUGAAAAAGUCUAGUCACAGUAAGAAGAUGGCCAAGUUACUGAAGAAAGAAUCUCAGCUAGAGAAACAGUCUGAUGAUAAUACUGUUGUCAAAUCUGAGACAGAAACAGGCAAAGUUAAAGAAGAGCCAAAAGAUCCUGAGGAUGUGGAAGACAGAAUUAAGAAAUUGCGUGAGGAAUUACUUACAAUGAAUGGAGAUGAUGCUGCUGCACUUGAGGAGCCUGAUAGUGAUGAUGAAGGCACAUUCAAGAAAAUGCUCAAAAGAGGAGAGAUUCCUGAUGCCACUACAAUACAUCAGAUACGUAAACAACGUCAAAUGGCAAGAGACAUGGGAGAUUUCCUACCCCUCGAUGAUACAGUCAAGUUUGAAAAUACCAAAUCUCGCCUUAUAAGGGAAGAUGACAAUGAUAAGAGUGAUGACGAGGAUGAAAGGAUUGACUUCUCCUCCAAUCAGCACGCCAUAGAGAGACAGAAAGUGAAGGAGAAUUUCCUCCGUGCUGAACACGGGAGUGAUGAAGGCAGUGACCAGGAGAGGGAAUGGGAAGAUCAGCAAAUACAGAAAGGUGUCAGUGUUAUACAACAGGUACCUUCUACACAAGAUCUGUUAAGCUACGACCAAGACAGCCAGCCAGCAGCAGACGCCAUGUUUAGUAACGGUUUCCAAGGUAACAAUGGUUUCCACGGUAACAUGCCACCUGCUGAAGGAGGAUUCCAGGGUCUGCCUAAGAUGAGGAUGUUAAAGUCAACUGAAGAUAUCACACUUGAGUCACUCAUCAAAAGACUAAAAGAUAGAUUAACAAGUAUGGAUGAGGUUCAUCGGACACACAAGCAGGAGUCGGACAAGUUGGAACACGAUAUAGAGGACUCACAGAUGAGCAUCGUAAAUUGUGAAGCAAGUGCACCAAAAUUGGAGGACCGAUUUCGGUUCUUCCAAGAAAUGAGGGGGUAUGUUCGCGACUUGGUUGAAUGUUUGAAUGAAAAGGUUCCGAUGAUCAAUGACUUGGAGACGAGGAUGAAUAAUUUACUCAGAAAUAGGUCGGCCAAAUUUGCGAGCCGUCGUCAACAGGAUAUACAAGAUCAAUGCCAAGCUUACAUGACAAACAAAGCACAAGUUGUUGUAGAUCAUGACAAUCAGCUUAGACAGCGUAGGAUAGCUGAAAGAGAGGCUAGAAGGGCUCGGAGACGGAGAGGGCGGGAAGGAAAGAACAUCUCGGGUCAUCACGAGGGUCUGUCAUCUGACGAUGAAGAGAAUCAAUCAGAAAUUACUAAAUAUUGCCAGGAAAGAGAUGAGAUAGAGAUGAGAGCAUCUGAAGUGUUAGAGGAUGUGGUAGAUGACUUCAGUGAUACAGAUUGUGUUAGAGAGAGAUUCAUGAGCUGGAAACGUAAAUACGGUGACACAUAUAAAGAGGCUUAUAUAGGACUUUGUCUCCCUAAACUUGUCAACCCAUUUGUGAGACUGCAGUUAAUCAACUGGAAUCCAUUUGAUGAACGGUGUAAAGACGUUGAAGAGAUGAAAUGGUUUGAUUCACUGUUAUUCUAUGGUUUUGAAGAAGGCAGCCCAAUAGAUAAAGAUGAUGAUGAUAACAAACUUAUACCAGCUGUAGUAGAUAAGAUAGUGCUACCUAAACUCUCCUUAAUGAAUUUACUGAAGGCAUUGGUUUUACGAAUGAAGAAAACAUUAGAUGAUGAUGUUUUUAUGCCUUUAUAUCCAAAAACAGUUCUGGAGAAUAGAAAUUCUGGACCAAGUGUGUUCUUUCAUAGACAGUCAUGGACAUGUAUAAAAUUAUUGGGGCAUUUCUUAUCAUGGGAUGGUAUAAUCUCGAGGAAGGUAUUACAGGGCUUAGCUCUAGAUGGUCUCCUCAACAGAUAUAUAUUGCUUGGUCUACAGACUGCUCCCUUCAACCAGGAAACACUUCUCAAAUGUCAAACGAUUGUUUCUUCUCUGCCAAAAACUUGGUUUGAAGAGCUGAACGAGGACAAGACAAUACCCCAGCUUGAAAACUUUUGUCGAUUUCUUUUGUAUGCUGCACAGCUGUUGGAGAAAGCUGCUGUGACUUCAUCAGAAAUACAGCGCAAAGACCUGAAAGAACAAAUGAAGCAGAUCAGUAAACUGUUAGUGAACAUACACGCGCUAGAACAUGCUAUGAAACUGUCGGAGCUCUACAAUCUCGCUGCUAAAUGACAAAUAAAUGAUGACGAUACAGUACCUACCUUGAAUAUGACCAAUGAUGAUCCAGAACUUACCUUGAAACUGACCAAUGACGAUCCAGCGUGUACUCUAAAAUUAUCCGAGUUGAAUAUAACUUCUAAAUGAUAAAACAGUGGUAAAUAAGAACUCACUGUGAAACUUUCAGAUUUAAGCUGUCACUGUGAAGUAACAAGGAGGGCUGUGUAUGGAAACAACAUGAUAUUGUUAUAUCAAAGGCUGUCUGCUAAGGGACCAUGUUUUGAUAUAAGCUUGAAUGCUGAGUAAUAAAAGAUCAACAUUUUGUGUAUGAAAUAUACAUAAACUUCAUGAUGUGAUUGAUAGCUAUGAAGUUGUUAUAUGAAAUAUGUGUUAAUUUUAUAAGAACUACAUUGUCGAAUGGAAAUAUGAAAAAAAAAAAAAAAAAUAAACAUGAACUAGAGUCGAAGUGCUAAAUGGAUGUGAAUAUUUGUGAUAAACUCCGUAGAUCUAUAGUAAAUAUUUGUUUAAUAAACUCUUAAGUAAAAGAUUAACAGUGAAUAUUUGUGUUAUAAAUUUGGUAGAUGAAAAGUGAAUAUUUGUAACAAACUUGGUUCAUAAAAAUUGAGAGAGAAAAAUAUAAUAAACUCACCGAGUUGAGGUCAAUUGGUAAAUGACUAUGCAAUUUUUAUUGGAGGGCAACAUUGACAUUUGUAACAUAAAUUAACAUGCCAGGAACUUUCAAAGCUGUGUGACAGAAUAUUUAUAUGUAUAGGGUGCUGUUUUCAUGGCUUAUCAGUAAAUAUCUGACAUGUCGCAAAUAAAUCCUCACAAACAAGUCUGUACAUAUUACAUAAAUACAUUUCAUAUUUAACAUAGUAUUUUAUUUGUCUCUCUGUUAAGAAUGAAUAAUUAAUAUCCAAUUCAAGAAAAUAUUUUUAAGAAAGGUUGGAUUUCAUUGUGUUACAUAAUACAUUGUAGUGAAAUCCCCUCAUACAUUGUAUAAUCUGACAAGGAAUUAAGUCUGUUUAGACAUUGUACCCUAUUUGUUUCUUCUUUAACACUGUACAAAGUGAAGUUAACAGCUAUCGUAUCAUGUAAAAAUUCUGAUUUUUUCAAAUACCAUACUGAAAUUGCUGUUUAUAAUUUUGUUCAUUUUAUUUAUACAUUCAUGAGUGAUACACAAGAGCAAACUCCUUGCAGGGGUUACUUCCCUUGAUCUGUAUGAGGAAUGAAGAAUAGUAUGACUAUGACAUAAUUUUUAGUUGAUAAGAUUAAAUGUUAGUUAUAAUAUGAUUUUUUUCUUAGUAACAAUUUUACCUUCUGUUACUAUCAAGCCUUAGAUUAGUUUAUUAUGCUGUAUCCCUUUUGGAAACACCUGUUUACUGUUUCUAUUCAGUUGAACAGUUGGUUUACAGGAUAGCUGUAUUAACAGUAAAUUUGCAUCUGACAGGCACUGUACUCUCUUACAAUACAUGGGUCAGUGCCAAAUGGACAAGUUAUAUUAACUAAAAAAUACUAGCACCUGAAAUUUCAAACAAAGGCAAGCAAAUAUAAUUAUCAUAGCCAUUGGGCACAUUUGUAUUACCAAUAAUGGUCACAUUAUCAUAAAAUUAUCUCCCCUUGAUCAUCAAGCACAAAAUUACUACCCAGCACCUGUUUACAAAAUAAAAUAUAUAUUUCAUAAAGUGAUAUUUAUUUGGAACCUAAACUAUACACUCCCUUCACACAAAAUUGUCUCUUAUAUACUUAACCGGACACUAAUACACACUGCCAUUCUGAAAGUUUACAACUGUCUCCUGUAGCAUAUAAUUUUUGUUUUCAACAAAUCCAAACAGAAAUCAUAUUUUUAUACUAAAGAUAAAAAAGUGAUAUGAAAAUUUGAUUAUUUUUAUAACAUUACAUUUGUUUGUUAAGUCAUGUGUAAAAUGUAUGGUAAAUGUUUUAUCAUGAUAUGUCACAUUUGUUUUUGUUUAAAGGUAUUUGAUAUGAUGGUAAUUUAUGUGAAAUUAGGAAAUAAACAUGUUUGAAUGAUGA